GCCAGGUGUCGCACGUUGCUCUUCAAACUUUUUUACGUGGGAAGGAAAUCGGAAAAGAAAGGGAACGAUUACUUUGUUCUUGUGCAUAAACUAACAAAAUAUUCAUAUGAGGAGAUCGGUUUUUCGCCUCUUCGUCGAAUAGAAGGAACGAUUUGGCGGAGAAUUCGAGGCUGCAAAGGUGUUUCCGGCGGAAGGUUGCGUUCAAGUAAGUUCUCGCAGGCAACGCGUUGCAUUUAGUCGAGCGGAAAUAGGAUUCUGUCGUGUUCUUCUCUCCUCUAUUGUAAACAAACUGCGAAGCCAACGAUACGGUUUUAGAUUUUCGAUAUCUUGCCUCGUUUAUAACGAUAUCCUGUGCUUUUGCAGUGAUUUUGUCGCGAUUCCCAGCAACGAAGGAAGUAUUUGAGAGCGAGUUACUGCCCGAUCAGUGAAGUAAACAGGAAAAGUUCAAGGCGUCUUGCUGCCUGGGGGACGAUAAAGUUGCAGGUAUUAUUGAAAUGUUAUUGAUCUGUACCGUAAGUCGAACUUUAUGUGUUCAGCUUGAGGUGAUUUCGUUUUCGUUUAACUCGAUUUAAUAGUUUCAAGAACAUGUAUUCUUGUUUACUUUAGUUUGCAAUCAAAGGAAGUCAAAGACGGUUCAGAUCGGAAAAAAGCAUGAAGUUCGAACCUGAUCUUAUGGCGGGAAAUUUGCGCUUGCAUUGUCCUUUUUCUGACCAUUAGUUAAAAUAUUAUUUUACAGUUCUGCGUUAGAGUCAAUUUGAAACGGUUUUCUAUGGGAAAAAAUGUCGUGAACCUUGUCUGAUGAUCGGUCGCUUUCAAGGCCGUCGUUGUUUUCAGUGACGCACGACUUCGAGAUCGGAAAUUACUUUCCAUUGAUUUGUUCAUUCAUUAUUAUCAGGAUUUCCUCGUCAAGAAUCUACACUUUCGCAUAAAUUCAGGUUUAAACUGCAGAUAACCUUUUUCCUUCUUCUCGAUUAAUUAUGAAAUCUAGUCCUAUGACUUAAAGAAGAGUCUCCAGUCAAAACAAGAUGUUGAGCAUUUCAUGUCGUUCUCAACUUUAUUUCCCUUACUACUUUGUUUAAAUUGUGGCAUUCAUGUGACAAACACACACAAAGCAAAACAAAAAACACUGCAUUUGGAAAUCUCCAUGGCCUGUGGCAGGAAAAUACUGAGGGUUUGGUGUCUGCUUCAUAAAAUUAUGAAUUAUAAAUCGCCAGAACAUUUUUUUGGAAUUAAAGAGGAAAAAUCUGUAAGCAAAGAAAUAAGCCUUCUCCUUUGAGCUUUGCAGUCACGUGGGUUGGUUAACUCAGCUUGUCAGAUCUUACCUUUUAUAAGAUAAAGGAGACACAACAAAUGCCCUGAUUGGUCUAAAACAUAUCAUUUAUAAUACUGGUAAAUCCAUUGAAAACUGAAACAUUUUUAGUUUAUUUUAUAAUUGCAGUAGACCUCUUUUGCAACUUUUCUUGUGUUUUUGUAACAUCCUGCAUGGUUUAUUAUGUCAGUAGAGUGAUAGAAAGUGUGGUCUAUUGCUUCAAUAACUCAUGAUUUUGCAAAAAUUACAUUUGGUGCACCAUGGCGACAAAGCAUGCAAGGGACAAGUCCAGUUACCAAAAUCUCUCUAAAUGAUUGCAAUACAGUAUUUCCUCAAAUAAACACCAGAUGCCUUUUUAACCUUUUUUAGCUAAAAGGUGGAGGGGGUGCUUUAACUUAAGGAAGGGUGGUUAAUUAAGGGGGCACUUAUUAUUCUCCUGCACUGAUUCUGCAAUAGUUGAAACUUAAAAAAUUAUAAAUUAACUUGCAAUAGAAAUAGGUUUUCCUUGUACCCCUUCUAUUUUAGAAAGUGUCAAGCAAUAGGGGGCACUUGUUUGAAGGGGUGCUUGCCUAGGAGGUGGGUGCUUAUUUGGGUGGUUAUAAGAGUGUUGAUUCUUAUUCAAGGAAAAACAGGUCUGGGUAAUCUGAGCCUGAAAUUUAUCAAUUUUCAAUAGAGUGUCAAAAGCACAGUGUAGUAGUCUGGGGCUGGUUCUGAAACUUACUCUACUUUCUCAACCAGUCAUAAUGGAAAGUAACUCCAAGCAUGACUUGGUUACUAGCAUUUCUUGUGCCUCAGGCAGCUUACUAAUUUUUACUUUGAGUUCUUAUCAAGUCCUUAAUAUACAUUUUCCUUUGUUCUGAUUUGCAAUUGUGGUAACUUUGUGUUAUAUUUUACAAAAAUUAAUAGAAAUAUUCUCAAAGCACUAAUAGUAACCUCUUCACUUCCAAGAUCUAUCAAUAAUUCUCUUUCUUGUCUGCCAUACAGGUUUUUAUGAUCUCAGCUUGCAAAAUUAGGUAGUGGAUUGACAAAAAAUACCCCUAUUGAUAUUUUUCUUAACUGUUAUCACCUUUCUGCUUGAUACUGCAUUGAUAUUGUAAGGAGAAAUUCUGUCACAGUCAAUUUAAUUUUCAGUGAAGCACCAAGAGUGCAUUGGUUGUGAUUGGUUUUUAUUAACAAACUUGUGGCUCCAUGUAAGAACAAACAUUAUUUGCAGUGACAGUUUAUACAAGUGUCAGGGUUCCAAGCUUAAAUUGUUCAAAGUUGCCAUUUGGUGAGCUACUGUAGAAAAACAAACUGGGAUGCCAGAAAUUAAAUUUAAGUUGGCAGUGAAAUAUACACUUUGGUCAAUAGUGAUCGACCUGCUUAUUCAAAUUGCUGAUCUCACGUCUUGUGGAGAGAUUUCACUCCAUCUCAACACUUUGCACUCAGGCAACCAAAGGGGAAGGAAUUUGUUUGUACAGAAUAAAAGAAGAAAACCACAAAGCAUUUCUUAAGUAUUAUUUUUUGGAACUGCCUGCAGUUUAUUGGAAACUUGAUUAUCCAGAUCUCAAUUAUCUGGAUUUUUUUAUUUUCCAGACUUGCUUCUCUGGUCCCAUUAUCUUUGAACAUUUAUGUUCAUAUUUUUAAUUAAUGGGAUAAUUAAUGUUUGAUGCAUCUCACUUUGACUACAGCUCAUAAAAACCAAGUCAAAGAACUGUUACAACUUGCUACAUGACUGAAAAACACAGGGCGAUGAAAUUACAACUCAUAUUGCAAAUAUAGUAACCAAGUGUUUGUUCUAGUCACCAUAGAGACCUCAACAGCUCCAGCUUACUUGUCUUUUAUCACGCUAUGCAUUUGUGUUGCCUUUGUCAUAAGUUUUUACUGGUUCAUUUUGACAUUUUCCUUUCAAUGUUCUGAUUGGUCAAAUUUUUCUUAACAUAGGUGUUGGUUUUAAUUUACCUAAUAAAAAUGUUCUGUGGACAUGUUCAGCCACCAUGUGUUAAGUGACAUCAAAUAGUGUUGCAUAUUAUCAUUAUUCUCUCUACUGUUACAGUGACGUCUUACAAUAGCAGCCCCUGGUGAUUCUACCAUGGAUACCAAUAAUGGAACCCUAGGUAGCCCCAUGCAAUUGCAGUGUAAUGCUGCAAGUUCUGCAGAAGAUAUUAAGAAGUUGUUGGGAGAGAAACUGCAGAGGCAACUUACUGAUUAUUCAGUCAUCUUCAAUGAUACAGAGGUACAGUGAAUAACAAGAAAAAUUUUCAGCAAUUAAUCAUGUGGUCUCAUCUUGUGGAUGAGGGGAGUCCUUAGGAGGACUAUUGUUGGUGGGGGUGACUGACCUUUGGCAACAUUUUGUGACAACCCAAGCAGAAGUCAUCAUUAGAGUCAAAUAAUUAAACAUAAUGCUUUGUCUAAAAUAUGAAAAUCCCUCUUCUAAGAUUGAGGUGGAAAUUUCUAUAUGAUGUUAGCAUUGACGUACUCCAAAGUAACUAAAUUUUUGCAUACUGUUUUUAUUAAUAAAUAGGUUGGAUUUUUUUUAAAACCAGUUUGCGCUUUUUGGAUAUUUAAUUAAGUAGAUGGUGUGGUAAAACACCAACUUGUCCUGGCCAAUACAUGUACAUGUUUUCAACAUUACAGCUGUAAAGGUUUAACUCUAUAGAUAACCCUUAACUCCCAGAAGUGCUUGGCAUGUAAUUUCACUCUUAAAUACCCAUACAUUAUCCAGCAAACAGGUUAUGAGAAUACUUAAACUUAUCAAGUAGAAGUUGUUACCUUGAUCUAACACUAAAUUCUUGUACAUGUAACUAAUUUACAAGGAAAUGUGUAACAGUGAGAGGGGAAAAUUCAUAAUCAGAUCUUGGAAGAUAAUGGGUAAGAUUUAACCCUUAACUCCCAGACCAAGUUUGUAAUUCUCCUACUGUCAACCAUACAAUUCUUACAAUGUUAGUUUGGAGAAUUUUGUAUUGGAUCAACCAAUUAUCCCCAAGUUGAUAUUUUCUCAAUUCUCAUCACUUAUCUAGUUGACAUUGUGUUGAUAUUGUAAGGAGAAAUUCUGUCUUGAUCACUAACUUAAGGGUUAAUAGAAUAGAAUUAUGGAGAAAAUGGAAAGGUAAGGACAGUUUUUUUUUGGGGAGGGGUGAAAAGAUAGGAAAAAACCUCCUAGAAUCAAUCAUGGUCUCUAUGUACAUACAAAGUCAUGUAAAUCAAAAAAAAUAUUUACAUUGUAUUUUCUUCUUUAACUGUUAAACAGCUGACAACCGUCCACAGCAUUCUGAAGGAUCAAGGUUUGGGAAAUGGAGGUCUGGACCAAAUUUUUACCUUACUCAUUAUUUUAAAUGGUGAGUUUUUGAUUGAUACCAAUUUUCACGAUCGUUUUUUUUUUUGUGUAUUUUUUUUUAAUGUUAUAAUUUUGAAAGGUAUUUUUUAUUGAUAGUAGUCAUGAAAUCUUAUUUACCAUGGUUUAACUUUUUUUACCAGCAAUUAUCCAUCACUUAUUGAGAUCUAAUUUUUUUCUUGACAGAGGAAAAUCGAAGAAUAGAAAUCACCAGUAUUCAAACUGCCUCACAAGGUAUUAUUAUCAUUAAUGAUAAUUAUUUGAUGCACAGUCAAUGGCUCACACACUCACAAUGCUCAGAUCUGAGCUAUGAACACUUGAUUUGGGGGCCUGCUGGGUAAUUUUCUAUAGAAUUAAAAUAGUGGCAAGGGUUACUUUAUUUUCUAAAAUUAUUUUGUUCAACUUUUUUCUUCCUUGAAUAAGUUGUCACCAAAAUGGUAAAGACAACAAGUGUGUUGAACAUUUCACAAUUUUCCUCUUGGGAAGUUUACCUGGGAGCCUAAACUUUGUGAUUUGAAGACCCUGUUUUCCAAGCUUGCUUGCAAACAUCUGAAUGUGGGCCAUUACUCCAACAUGUCUUUGAUUUAUUGCUCAUACAUGUACACAUACAUGUUAAUGUUUAUGACUAUACAUUGUACUUGCUACUAACUUUUCAUUCAGAUCUACUGAAAACUGUUCACCACUUCAAAGCAAAUUGCCCAAGUUGUUGCUCACAUGUACAUGUAUGUGAUUUAUGUAAUUCAAACUGGCACUACAAAAAGAUUUGAAAUGUUGUAAUUAUAGGACAUUUUCAUAUGUUCCAGUGCUAGCUCUGCAUGUGAGUUGGGUUGUUCUUGGGUGUUUUCUUUACACCAAUGGUUUUUCUCAGGUGAUCCUGCUUUUCUUCCAUCAACAAAUUAACAGCCAACAUGCAGUAAAUUCCACCUCAGCCUUGCUCUGUAUAUUUACAUUGUGAAAUGAGUUCUUGAACUUAUUUGCUUUACAUAUACAUGUACUCUGUUUGUAUAGAAGCAAAAUAUUGCUAGUAGAGCUCUUAGAAGAGGGAGUCACUAGUCUAAUCUUGGGAGUCAGUAUUUGCAGAGACUAUUUUUCUGGUAAAGGUCAAGACUAAUUUCUCCUGUUUCAAUUUGCCUUUUUUUGGUUGAUGAUUCCUAGUUGGUAUGCCACCUCUUCCAGUUGUGGAACCUGAAGUCAAGAUGAGCAGUGUGGAGAUCCAAGCUGUCUUUCCGUUAGUGGCUACUGCUGAAGAACCUCCCAAGAAGCGAAGAAGGUCAUCAGGAUCCGCCACAGGAAAAGGUACAGAUUAUACUUAUACUAAAAAACAAGUAUUAAAAAAAUUAAUUUGUUUUCAUUCUUCUAAUGUAAGUGGUGUUUCAUCAAUUCCCAGAUCUCAUUGUUUGCUAUACAAUUCUUAUGAUGCUAGUUUGGAGAAUUUAGUUUUAGAUCUACUAAUAAUCCUCUAAUUGACAUUUUCUUCUUUCUCAUCACUUGUUUGCUCGCUAUUAAUUGUGUUGUUAUUGUAAGGAGAUUCAAUUCCUUCUUCACUCACUCAUGGGAAUUAAAUGGUGAAAGAGUUCAAUUGUUAACUUACACUGGAGAAGUGCUGUCCCUUUAGAAUAAUUUGAAUUCAAAGUAAUUGUUAAACAGGAUAAGGUCUCUAGUUUCCUUGUUCUUUAUGGUUGCUAGCUCCAAGUAUGUCAAGUGUUUUCUGAAAGAACAGUUCCCCUUCAUCUUCUUUUUAAUAUAUACAAAUAAGUUUAUACUUUGAAUGUUUUUUAGAAAGUUUGUUGCACAUUACACAUGCUGACCCAGACUGUCAAAUAAUAUUAUUAUAAACAAUGUGACUUUUCAAUAAUUCUUAUAAAAUUGGAUUUUGAAGAUAGGUAACCAAAGUAUUACAUGCAGUUCAGUAGGAUUGAUUAAGCAGGGCGUGAAAUUAACUUUUUUUUCUGAUAGCCACUUGGCUCCUAAAUUCUUCAAAGUGGUAGCCAAUUAAAAAAAAAUUGGUCGCCAUUUUCAAAGACAAACAAAAUCUUUCUUACGCUGUCAGCGUUCUAGAUAGGCCCUGCAAAAUUAAGCUAGGGAAAAUAUCUUUAACGUGCUACAAAGUGGACACUAGGAUGGAUGAUAUACAACAUUCAGGCUUAUCUAAAUCCAAGAUUGCGUUUAGUUAUCGAUCGAGAUGCAUGUGCUACGUUUUGGAAACAAACUUAACGAGGAAGUUUGCCGUGGAUUUAUCUUUGCAAAUUUUUUAAAUUCUCUAUAUCUCCUGGUUAUAAGGUUAUAAUGAAACGUUCUAGUUGCCAAUUUGGCGACUAACUUUCAGGAUUUGGUCGCCAAAGUGAAAAAUUUAGUCGCAUUGGCGCCUAUAUUAGGCGCAAUUUCACGCCCUGUUAAGGAGAGAAAUGAAAGGAAGUCAUUUAUUUCAAAUUGAUUAUUCACAGGUAGCAGUGGAUGACCAUGAGUUGGUUCUUCCUGUCCAAUGUUUUAUGCUUGAAUAUUAUUGGCAUUUGGGGUUUUUAUUUAAGGCAAUAGUAUUUAGUGCCAUUAUUGCUGUUCCAUAUGUGCAUACAUGCUAAACAUAUGGGCCCAGUUGUUCAAAGGCUGAUUAGUGCUAACCCAGGGUUAAAUUUUAAUCCAGGUUUCUAUAUUUCUCUGUUCAAAAGCUGUUUUGGAAUAAUUUUACCCAUUGUUUUUAGAGCAUUUAAUUAUCAAAUUGUAGUCAAAAAGAAAUAAACUGAAUUUGCUCUUCAAGCUUUUAGAUCUGAAAUCAAAUUUCUCUCUAACCUCAGGUUAUCUUAACCCAGCUUUGAACAACCUGGCCCUGAAGAGUUUCUUUGGAUUUGAUACAUGUGAAUGCACAGUGACACAUUAUAGCUUCAAGUGUUAAUAUAGCAGCAAGGAUUUUAUUGCUAUAUGGUUAUAACCAGCUUAGCAAUGAAAUGUUUUUUCUUUCCAAUUACAUUCUCAGGCAACACUAAACCUGGUCAGCAGCUUGCCUCAGUAUCUCAACAAGUUCCUGUCAUCAGUUGCACUAAUUCUGAUAGUGAGUGAUCAAAUAUAUAUUUUUUUCAUUCCUCCAGUGACAUAAAUAUAAGGAAUUUUUAUUGGAGGGGAUGUCCAUACUUUGAUUAGAAAAAACCAAACUUUUUCCUCAAAAGCUCCCUUUCUGUGCAAGUAUUUUGUUUAAAGAUACAUUUAUCAUGAAUAGCCAGGAGAGUGGUAUUAUGGGAACCUGUCAUUGCAAGAAUUUUGGUAUUAGACAAGUGAUAAAAGAACCCAAGAGCCUGAUGGGAAGGAGGGGUCCAUCCUCUCAACCCCUCCAUUUGGAUUGGUCACUGAAUUUAUAUUCAGGGUUUUAUUAGAAGGCAGGACCUGGGUUCAAGCACCAGAUUACACAAAUGUUAGUAAUUUCUUUUGUUCACAUGGGUCAUAGCUGAAAUCAAUUGUAACUUUACAUUUUUGUCAGGCCAUGCUCAUAAAGAUGCCCAGGAAUUUUAAAAUGUAAUGAAACUGCUGCUAAGAACAAGUUGUGCAUUUUUUCUCGAAAGGAAAGUGCUUAGGGCAUUGAAUGACUCAGUUGUAAUUUGUAGUGCAAUAUUGAUUAAAAAUAAAUUUCAACCUAAAACUUGCUUACGUGCUCAAUUGUAGGCAAUGUCCAUGCACAGCAGAUUUCAGUCAUAAAGAAUGGUAAGUUACAAGAACAUGCAUGGUUUGAGUAUGUGUAUGUAUUUUAAAUGUGUCCACUACUACGAAAAGAAUAGUGAUUUUCCUGGUAAACAGCAACUCUUGCAAUUGAUCCUGAUAUCUCCUGCACAUUGAAAAUGAAAGAUUUAUUCUUCCCUAAAAUGCUUUAUAUGUCACAACCAUACAUGUCAUAGGCCCCAUAAGAGUCAAAUUGCCCUAAUGUGAUAGUCUGUGUCAAUUACUCUGUAAUCCCCAUUAACUUUCAUGUAAGGUUUGUUGGCAAAGAAGAAAAUAUUUUAUUUUAACUCUGUCACUAAUAAACAUGGCAAUAUAAAUUUCCCUGUGGCAACAUGAUGUUCACUGUUCAGAAAUUGGAAGCCAGAUUUACAUGUAGAUCUAUACAAAUAAUAUGUAGAUAGGAAUGGACUUGGCUUUUUCCUGCUUGAAUAAUUUUUUUUUUCAGGUGUGGGAUUCUAUGUUUUGUUGGUAAUAUUUUUGUUUUGUUUUCUGUUUUUCACUUAUUAUAAUAUGCUUUUGAAUUGUACUAGGUUUGGAAAAUUCUUCUGGUAAAGAUGAAGCAUCCUUAAUUGGAAUCACUCAAGCACAAGGUUCAUUCUCUCUAAAAGGUAAGAUUUUUUAACUAUCACUGUUACUGUUGCACUGCUUUCAAGAAUAAUGGCAUAUGUACAAUGUACACCUAGUUGUUGUUUUAGCAGGCUCUGUCCAAAGGUACUCUAUGCUCUUUUAUAGUUGGGUUUAUGACCAAAAGAAAAUGCUUUAGCUUGUGCAAGUUAUUUUUAUUAACCCUUUUACUUCCAAGAUCUGGUUGUUAAUUCUCCUCUCUAGCUGUUACACAUAGCCUAGUAAAUUGGCUGUGAGAAUCUGGUGUUGGAUCAACAUAGCAACUUCAACCUGAUAAUUUUAGGUGUUCUUGUUACCUGAAUGCUAGAAAAUGUAUUGGUAUUAUAAGGAGAGGUUACUGAUUAAUCACUACUGGGAAUCAGUAAAUCUAAAUUAUCUAAAUUUAAGGCGAUAGUUUUUGAAUAUAUUUUAGAACACGAUAAAUCUAAUCAUUUAUGUAGUUUAAAAUAAGUAUUAGCUUUCCUAUAUAUUUUAUGUUAUUUUAAUUCAUACUUUAGUUCUUUAUAGGGUUUCUCCUUUGAUUGAUACUAUUUAUCAUGCUGAUCACUAGUUCAUACCAGCCAAUCUAUUAGAUUGCUGAUUAGUCUUAUCAGUUGAAAUAAAGCUUAUUAUUAUUAUUAUUAUUAUUAUUAUUAUUAUUAUUAUUAUCAAAGAGUUAACACUUUUGGGUUGAAAUGAGGAGCUCCAGAUGAGGCUUCCACCAGUUGAUGCCUUUCCAUCCCAAGUACCCCUUUAUCAGUUUGCUUGUAGGUGUAUGCUUUAGGUCAUUUUCAUGUUGAAAUUUUGGCUUUCAAGUGUUAACUUCAGAUGAAGUAAGAGACAAAAUUUCUUUGACUUAACAUUUUGCCUCUAUUUUCCCAAUGCCCUGAACAUGAACUUGAAUUGAAGGGAUUUUUGAAGUGACCCUUCUGUUUUACCUGCUUCCUUAUAUGUUAAAUACUGAUUUUGUCCGUUUUAAUAGUUUUUUUGUUUGCUCAAUGUAGGUUUGGCAGGAAUUGGGUCAGAUCCCCCAACAUUAAUUCUGCAACCAUCAUCUCAGAACAGCCUAGGAGAAGAUAAAUCUCCAUCUGCAGGUAUGAAAGAGUAAUUUGCAGUAAAAAAGUGAAUCAUUGUCCUGGUAUAUCUGUGUGAGCGUGCAAAUGGAAUUGACUUUCCAGGGUACUCCAUAAAGUUCUAGGAGAGAAUGAACAAACCAUCAAAUUGAAAAUAUAUGUAACUAUAUAAAAGCACCCUUUCUCAAUCUCCCUGUAGAAUACAAUUCCUUGUGUACAGAUUGCAUAAUUAUUGACCUAGCUUUUUAUUUAUUCAGGUGAAUCUUGCUAAACAAACACCAUGUCAAGAUGUCCACCACCCUUUUAUGAAAAUUUUUGUACCCAGCAACAAGGUUUUGGCCAAGUUCUGACUACCAGCAAAAUUUGGUGGAUGAAAAAACAAAAUCAUUAGUUGGAUUUUUGGCCAGAAAAUAUUCAAUACAGCGCAACAGGCACUUCUGAGGUUACGAACUCACAAUCCUUCAGUUUCAAACACUAUCUUUGUGCUGCCUUGCUUUAAAUUUCAGUUGGCAGCCUAAUUUCUUAGCUAAAACCCAACUGAAAGCCGGGUAAAUUUAGAAAUCUGUUGAAGCAUGAAUUAAACUAAACUGUUGUCUUUUGGUAUUCUCUGUGAACGUGAAACAGAUGCUGUGAGCGGUGAAGAGGAAGAAAAAGCAAAGAGUAUUGAUGGAAAAACAUGUCCAGGCAACAGAUCAGGUAACUGUACCAAGGCCCACCAAAACAAAUUUAAAUCUUUUUUAACAUGAAAACUUUCUAAUCAAGUUGUUAAAAUUUGUGCUCAACUCACUGUGAUGUUUGUCUCGCUGGUUCUGCUCAUGUUAAAUAUCUGAAUGGAGUUUUAACUCUUUACACCUUAAUACUAGUAUGAAUAUUCGCCGUACUGUUCUCUAUACAGUUCCUUAGGUGCUGACAAGGAGAAUUUGCUGAGCAAUCAAGAGCUUCUUUAGUCUUUGAUCAUUUCCUUUUUUCUCGCGACCUAAAUGUUUAAUAACAAGGAGAAUUUAUACAUUGGUUCACACUUAGGGGUCAGAGAGUUAAUUUUAGUUUGGGUGUCAUGGUGUUCUAUUUUUGUUUGUUUUGUUAUCGUUGUUGGUGUUUUUUCCUUGAAAAGCUUUAACUGUAGAGGGGGGGGGGCCUUCGAAAUUGAGUCAUGACUUUCGAGCAGCAGAAGAAUCCAAAAGAAAGAAGGCUUGGUGCAACUGCUUUUCCUUUUUUGGUCGUUAAUGUGUUUCACUCUUGAGUGGGAUAGAAACAAAUUUUAGCAUUGCGGGAGUGCAUGUCAUGUCUCUAGCUUUUCUUUUGUACUUACAACUCGGUAAUAUUACCUCUACCAGGUAACAAUGGCCAGAUUCAGUUGUGGCAGUUCUUGUUGGAACUGCUGACGGACAGAGGCAGUCGGCACCUGAUCAUGUGGGUUGGAGAGAAUGGGGAGUUUAAACUGAAUGAUCCUGAGCAGGUGGCACAACAGUGGGGCAAGCGUAAAAACAAACCAGCCAUGAAUUAUGAGAAACUGAGCCGUGCCUUACGGUAUUACUACGAUGGAGACAUGAUUCAUAAGGUCCAUGGAAAGAGGUUUGUACUUGUAAAGAAGACAUUUUGUGGGUAUUUUUUCCGCAACCUCAAGAAAAAGUGGGAAUUUAUUUUCACUCUACAUGUACAUGUAGCUAUCUAUACAUGUGGUUGCAUCUAUUUUCAUUAAAACUUGGUUACAAGUUAACGGCUGGAAGGAGCCGCUCUUCGGCUGGUUAAACUCAAUGCAAAAAAUAAGGAUUUCUCACUUGAUCUCAUAACAGUCUCUGUCAUGAGAUAUGAUGAAAAUUUUGAUUUACAUUUUUGGAAUGAAUGUGUGUUGAAUGCUUAUAGUAUAUUUAUGAAUCCUCUGCCUGCUCUCAAUUUCGCUGCCCUAACAAUGCCAUCUCGUCCAAUGAACAAUUCUUCUACCACCCCCAUGGGCCACUGAUUUCGGUCUCGCUUAUCAGACUUAACGAUAAAAACGUCUCCUACGGACAAGCUGUUAGGUUUGGUGUUAUGUUUCAGUUGAUGCCUCUCUCUCUCAAAGCUCUAAGUUAUUGCGUGGUCCAUCGACACCACGUUGUGUCUUAGGUAGCUUUCAAGAAUUUCGCACGUGUCCUCAAGUCACGGUCUUCAUGACGAUGUGGUUCGAGCUCAGGUAAAAUGUUAGCAUUCAGAAACAGUAAAGAGUUAGGCGUUAGUGUAGGGAAUUGCGGGUCAUCCUCCACGUAACCAAGAGGUCGAUGGUUUAGCGACACUUCGAUGUCGAGGAAUAUCUCGCAAAGCUCGUCCCAGUUUAGAAGACCCUGACCCACCGACCUGUUGAAUGAAGACUUGAAUAUUAGCAAAUGAGUCUUUCGAAGUGUCCUCCCCACCAUGGCGCCCGACUCACGUAAGAGGUCCUAUGAUCUUUUCGGAAGGAUGACGAGAAAUGUGAUUAAACCGCGAGAUCCAUGUACAAAUUCCCAUGGCUUUACGAAAGCCGAACUUCUCGAGAAGAGUGUCAAAGUCAUCGUUUGCUUCGAAAUCGAGCGCGAAAAGUCCUCGCUGAACCUUCUCUGCAUUACUGUUAUCCGUCGCCUUUGUCAUAAUAUCAGCAGGCCACAGAGAUGGGUCGAACAACCACGGCGGACCGUUCCACCAUUGCUCCGCUUCAUUCACACUGCCGCCUCGACUUCCCAGGUCAGAUGGGUUUUCGGAUGUCGUUACAUGUCUCCACUGCGUGUUCGGGCGACUCUGGAUCUUUUUAACCCGGUUAGCCACGAAUUAGCGGUACUCCCCGUCAUCGUCAGCCAGCUUAGGGCUACAGUGCUGUCGAGCCAUCAUUGUAUAUCCUCCGUCAUAUUGAACCCUUCUAGUGCAGCCCGCACAUUUGUUGACAAGUUGACUGCGAUGGGGCCUAACACGAGCUCCCAACGAGAAAUCGUCAGACUUUUCCAGGAAAGGCGGGAUUUGGCGGCAAUCAGACCCUGUGUCACACCUGGCACUUGUGCAACCACAGGAUACACAACAGCACACACACCGUGAUUACUUGCAUCACCAAAUGCAGGUAGUUUAAUGUUGUCGUUCGGUUCAUAGUACUGAACAGGACUGCGAGGAAAGUACACAUCAUCCGGUGCAUUGUUUUUCCUUCUGAGCCACCUUUUCGAAAUCCCCUCGGGAAAUGGGAUAUCCCAGCUCAACUUCAUCUCACUGGCUUCUCGAUAGAUUUGUUUCCCCUCCCCUCCGGCGACACAAGUCUUAACGGGUCAUAAACCUUGACCAAACGGGGCAUCCUCGCUGAGUUGUCAUCCACUUUGUCCCUUUUGAGUCCCAGUAGUUUGCACUCUCCACGAACUGAUGAUGCACCAAGCUGCUGUUUAGAAAAGGAAGGCUCGUCAUCGGUACAGUUAUCUCAAGUUCUGGCACGUUUGAGUGCCAUUUGUGCAAAGUGAACUUUGCGCGAUUAAAGAUCUCUACCGCAUGAUGUUUGAGCUUUCGCGCACCUUCCACUUUAGAAGCGGAGCUCGCAGAGCGUAGCUCCAUAACUAUACAAAAUAGUAGUAACCCAUCAAGCCGAAAAAAUUUUGAGUUACGACCGUACGACUGCACAAGUUGCUAUUUUUAACAUGCGUGGUCAACUGUACCGCGGGCACGCCAACGCCACGGCUUUGUCCAGUAGUCCUUUGGUCAGUGCAUUGGGCUCCGAGUCGGACGAUUCGGGUUCCAGUCCUGGCCGGGGCAAGGUGUUGUGCCCUUGAGACGUGCGGGAAAAAAAAAUGCGAGGUCCGCUUUUAGGCUUGGCUAAAUCUAUAUAUUAUCUCCUGUGAUCAAAUCAUCUACAUACAAACUAUUUUUGAUUUCUUGCACAGUCCCUCGGACUGCACACUUUCCAGGUGUUGCCGUAUCACGGCAUUGAAUAGAAAAAGAGAAGGUGCAUGACCAACCACCACUAUCGUGAACCUUAGCACUUCCAGCUGUUCAGUCGAUUUGUCUUUAAUCUAGUGGAAUCUCAGUGCGUCACGUUCAGCUUCCUUGACUCUUAUCUGUAGGAAGGCCUUGCGCAUAUCUCCGGCUACUGCAAUAGGAUGGAAUCUAUUGCGGACAAUAAUACUCCAAAGUUCAUUCUGUAGCGGGGGACCGGUGUGUAAACACUCAUUCAAUGAUGGUACACCGUCAUGCGCACGGGCCGAGGCGUCAUAUACCACUCGUAGCUUAGUUGAUUCUGCAUUCUCGCGUAUUACCGCUCCAUGGGGCAUGUAGAAUUCUUUGCCUGUUACCUUUGCUGGUGCCUUCUCAACCACACCUUCCUCCGGCUGCUCCCGAAUAAUGUCGGCGUACUGGUCCGGCAUAUCAAUUCUCUUUAAUUUCCGUAGAGGAGAGUUCACUCUGCGCACACUGUCCGCAUAAUUAUUGGGCAACUCAGGACAGUUCCUUUUCCAAGGAAGUCCAGUUUCGUAUCGACCGUCUGGACUCCUUGCUAGCUGCUCCUUGAAUUCUUCGUGGACAUCGCUCUGGUGUGUAGAUGGUCUGUCCUCUAGUCCCAGAACAUCUAGGGCGCAGAGUUGGUUGUGAUCAACCGUCAAAUUUACGGCAAGGUAUGUAUCGCCCAGAUCUGUUCCGGGGGACAUAAUGGUCCACCCGAAACGCGUACGCUCUGCUACGAUAUCUCCUCUUCGUCCGACCCGUCAACGAUCACUGGUCUGUAUCUUGAUAUCUUGGCAAAGUCAUUAGCGCCGAUUAUCACGUGCAUAGGUAAAUGAGCUUUUGUAUCACUAUCCUCCAUUGUAACACCUCUCAGGUGAAUGUGAUUGUUUAAGAGAUCGGAAUACCUUGGGUUGUCUAAGGUCAAAAGUUCCCUUUUUUCGAUUUUCGUGACAUAUACGUUUAGUGUGAAAUCUCCAAUCACAGAACGCAUGACAACUUCGAAGACUUGCAUAGUUCUGGUUUCGACGCCUGUAAGCAUGGCGAUUUGGCGCAAACUCGUACUCUUUGCUUUCGGCUUUAAUUAAAUUGAUCGCUUUGGAAGAAGCAUAGGAAUGGCUGGUGCUACUGUCCAACAGGGCUCUUAAUUAUUAUUCGCCCAUGUUUAUAAUCACGACCGGACGAAUAACACUGGAAUCUCCGAUUAAAUUUGCAGUGAUACCUGGUCCUCGUCUUUCCUUUUUGUCACAUAUAGAAGUGUGGUGCUUUCCAUUGCAAAUUCUGCAAGUAUUCCUGCUCUCACAAUCGCUGGCUCGGAGUUUCGCACUUGUACAAUUGAAGCACAAGCGCUUAUCGGCACGUAUUUUUUUCCUUUCGUUUACGUCUGAAGGUUACCCAAAGACAUCUCCUGUCUUCUUCAAACAAAAAUUCAGCGUCUUCAAUUUUCUCUCAAGAUCGGCAAUUUGUUUGUCCAUGAUUUCCAACGCUGUCCUGGCGGGGUCGCUACUGUGUCGAAAACGUGAAAAAGCUGUACCACGCUUCCUUAUUAAGUUACGGUUUAUUCACUUGAUUUAACGAUUUGCUUCAGUUGACUCCCACUCACAGCUCUCGGCUUGUUAGAAAAGAAACACACACUCAUCUUCCCGUUGUAAGCAUCUGGAACAGUGCCACAUAUGGGGCGAUUAAACACGUGCCGCAUACAUGUUUGUUUGGUUAUGUAUAGAUAAACGAAAUCAUUUAUAAAUGUCAGUCACAUUAAGAAUAAUUGACGUAUCUUACAGUUUCCGACAGGCAACCUAAAACGAGAAGCUUAGGUUAUGAAAAUCAUCAUCCCUUUCGGGAGUUACUGCAUUAUGGGCAACAGGUCGGGUUAGAAAAAACUUGUCAAAUUCGAAUGGUCAGUGGUGAAAUAGGCUUAAUAACGCAUGGAGAAAUAAAUCAUUAGUAGUUCCAGUAAAUAAUAAUGUUAUAAAUCAUAAAAUGUUAACACUAUACUUCGCCGAAGAAAAAGUUAAGCAAGUUUUCAGAAGUGUUGACUGUACAUAUAUCUUUUACUGCUUUCGUAAACGAUGGGUGGGUACAAACUUAUUAAAGACCCCUUCAACGGCCGGAAGUCAGGAUACAUUUUUUUGCCACACAACAAAGUUACAAUUAACGUAAAUAUAAUUCUUCUUGAUGCCUUUCCCAGUGUCACCGAUGCCUCUGUUGGUUGAUAUACUGUAGCAGGAAAAGAUAUUGUUAAAGUCAAAGCUUUUGAAAAAUUUCUUCACUUUUUAAUUAGCGAAGUAUAACUUGGUAACAUUUCGGCUUUGCAAAGCGACUGUUUUCUGCAACUACAAAUGAUUUAUCUCUACUUGAAGUAUUAAAGUUGUUUCACCGCUGACCACUUACAUUUCGGACUAUUUUCUUUCCUGGCUCGUCGCCCGUGAUGUAGUAAUUCCCAACCCUUUCACCUUAGGAGUGAUCAAAAAGGAAUUUCUUCAAGUAGCAUUUUUACAUAUGCAAGCUGUAAGGUGACAAGAAGAAAGAAAGUUAUCAACCAGGCGUAUAAUGUAUGAUUGAAUACUUUAGGGAGAAUCAAUAUUUAGAUGUUAGGGGCGAAAGUGUUCAUUAGUUUUACUGUGUGGAAUGGUACAGAUGCAAAGUGGCCAACUGAUAAUGUAUCCUCUUCUUACAGAUUUGUUUACAAGUUUGUGUGUGACCUGAAAAACCUGUUGGGCUAUAGUGCAGGAGAGCUGAGCAGACUUGUUUUGGAAGCUGAAGACGCAGCCAGUGACAUGGAGCCUGGGACAAAUGGGGGACAUUAG
Molecule: messenger RNA, 16725 nt
Organism: Pocillopora meandrina
Lineage: Eukaryota; Metazoa; Cnidaria; Anthozoa; Scleractinia; Pocilloporidae
Source: the annotation of a GenBank genome assembly